Messenger RNA from Impatiens glandulifera, 1281 nucleotides. Its product is annotated as 3-oxoacyl-[acyl-carrier-protein] reductase 4-like. Bases 134 to 1108 code for a protein of 324 amino acids. The record is from RefSeq and is a predicted model, not a curated record. The transcript is spliced from 10 exons. NCBI's taxonomy places the organism in Eukaryota, Viridiplantae, Streptophyta, Magnoliopsida, Ericales, Balsaminaceae. Gene Ontology annotation, biological process: fatty acid biosynthetic process. Gene Ontology annotation, molecular function: 3-oxoacyl-[acyl-carrier-protein] reductase (NADPH) activity; NAD binding.
UUCUUGCUUCAGCAGCGUCUUCGGAGAUUCCAAAGCAAAACCAUAUAAUUAUGAUUUGGGUAUUUUCUAUUUCUCAAACACUGCUAAUCUUCUCUCUCCCCUUCCUCAAAUUCCUCUCUUUUCAUCAGCUUCCAUGGCCACCUCUUCAGUCCCCGGAUCGGCCUUCAUUGCCUUCAGAUCAUCCCAGAAUAGGACCUCCGCCACUAGCUUCCGGCAAUGCCCUUCAAUCUCCACUCGGUUCGGAUCCCUAAAGUUUCCUCAUUGCCUUGACAUCAAUUCUCGGUCAAGAAGCUCCUUUACUUCUUCAGGUGUAAAAGCCCAGAUUGCGGCUGUUGAGCCGGCGGCAGUUGAAGCAAAAGCUCCAAACUUGGAAGCACCGGUGGUUGUGGUGACCGGAGCAUCCAGAGGUAUUGGUAAAGCAAUUGCUCUGUCUCUAGGAAAAGCCGGUUGUAAGGUUCUUGUUAAUUAUGCAAGAUCAUCUAAAGAAGCUGAAGAAGUUUGCAAAGAGAUUGAAACAUAUGGUGGUCAAGCUCUCAUCUUUGGAGGUGAUGUUUCAAAAGAAGCAGAUGUUGAUGCCAUGAUUAAGACUGCGGUUGAUGCUUGGGGAACAAUUGAUGUAUUGAUAAACAAUGCAGGAAUAACUAGAGACGGGUUAUUGAUGAGAAUGAAGAUGGCACAAUGGCAGGAUGUUAUCAAUCUGAAUCUUACUGGCGUAUACUUAUGCACACAGGCUGCUGCCAAGAUCAUGAUGAAGAAGAAGAAGGGAAGGAUCAUUAACAUAGCAUCAGUUGUGGGUUUGGUUGGGAAUGUAGGACAAGCCAAUUACAGUGCUGCCAAAGCUGGUGUAAUUGGUCUAACCAAAACUGUCGCAAAGGAAUAUGGAACUAGAGGCAUAAACGUUAAUGCAGUAGCUCCCGGUUUCAUAGCUUCCGAUAUGACUGCCAAGCUUGGUGAUGACAUUGAGAAGAAAAUAUUGCAAACCAUCCCAUUAGGAAGGUAUGGUCAGCCUGAGGAGGUCGCUGGUCUGGUGGAAUUCUUGGCACUCAAUCCUGCAGGAAGUUACAUCACCGGACAGGUGCUCACUAUCGAUGGAGGAAUGGUGAUGUAGACUGUUUCUUCUUAUUGAUCUUCUUGUAGUUGAAUGAACUAAAGAAAGGGAUAAUUUUCUGCUAAUAAUGGUAUGUGUAAGGUAAAAUUUGAAGAAGUUCAUUAUGUCUCUUGAUUAACAUUACCAUAAAAACUGUAGAAUUUUGAAGAUAACUGAGAUUUCAUAUAUUUUGU